Pelobates cultripes (western spadefoot toad) is the source of this 399-nucleotide messenger RNA. Lineage: Eukaryota; Metazoa; Chordata; Amphibia; Anura; Pelobatidae. The record is from the annotation of a GenBank genome assembly.
AUGGGCCGCACAAGUGCUCAGAUAUACCCACAAAUUCCCAGGGGCGGAAAAACAAGUGGUGGCACCGGUCCGAUGGACGGCUUCAUCCAGACCCCAGUGGGUCCCGCACAGGCCUCACAUGGCCUCAAAAUGGCGCCCUCCUCCCCGACCUCCUCCGUGGCUUCAGACACGGGGGGCCCUACAUUGGCGGACAUAAGCGCGGAUCUCCAGAGACUCUCUGAGACUAUGGUCACAAAGCAAGAGCUCUCAACGACGCUGUACGACUCUAUCGCUACCUCAGUGUUGGUACUACGCUCGGAUGUCAUGGCCCAGGAAACUCGCAUUCACGCGCUGAAGCUUCCGCUGCUCAAACAAAGGCCACAGAUCCGGCACUCGCCCGGCAGGGCACCAUUCCCCUAG